This is a messenger RNA of Ogataea polymorpha, 1404 nucleotides long. RefSeq lists its product as uncharacterized. The record is from RefSeq and is a predicted model, not a curated record. Bases 325 to 1404 code for a protein of 359 amino acids. The transcript has a single exon. Lineage: Eukaryota; Fungi; Ascomycota; Pichiomycetes; Pichiales; Pichiaceae.
GUGUGUCUUGUGGGCCGUUUCAGAUGGCAUUGUUCUGGGCAUUUACGUCGUGGACAACAAACAGCAAUCAGAUUACUCCUUUGGGAAAGACCGAUCGUCUUGAGACAAUAGGCAGCUUCCUUGUUUGGGCGAAAGAAAGAAAAACUAGUGCAGGCGAUGUUGUCCGUGGCCCUAAAAGUCAACGAUUGACACCGGAUUGAGCGAAAUGGGCGCAGAUACUGCCAAAAUCUUACCCCUUUGAAAAUCACAGAGGCCAAAAAUAGUCGAUCAAAAAUUCGAAAAAAAAUCGGUAUAUCAAAUCUCUGGUGCCUAUGAUCCUGUGCUAUGCAGCAGCAAGACCAGGACAUCCCCACGCAGCGCCAGGCGUCUCCCCUGAGGAGAGUGCUCAACAAUACGUCCGAGUCCGAACAGCAGCCUGCUCAGAAUCAUUCCCAGGAGGUGUUGUCCCAACUACUGGGCUUCCAAGUGGAAUCGUGGCCACACUCCCAGGAACAGCUGGAUUUGGUGAUCCAGCUCAAGAUCGAACAAGAGCGCACCAAGUUCGAGCAACAGAAAUCCAGGAAUCUGGAGAUGGCGAUGGAAUUACUCAACGUGGCGCGCCAGACAGGUAUCCCUCCAGAACUAAUUCCAUUUCUCUAUGCCAACCUUUCUCCGGAGGAAAUUAAGGAACGCAUCGACAUGGUGCUCAAAUACCCUCUGCCGCCACAGGGAUAUCAGACCCCGGGCCCGCGUGCCGACGAAUCGCCCUUGCGAGAGUACUCCCACCGGCGGUCGUAUACCGCAUCGUCUGCCGCGUCGUCUGCGGGUGGGGUCACAUCUGUUUGGAGAGUGAACCUGCCGCAACAGCAGCAAUUCCAGUUCCACCACUGGUCUGGGCCGGGCGCUGGCCCCAUGCCCUCGAAGGGCUCCUCUGUAGAUACCGCGGCGUCGUCGGCGCCGUCUGUCAACCCGCAGACAUACCCAGACACGCCCUCUGCGCCCUCCACGUCGUCGCCGACAUCCACCCACAAGCGCAAAUUUUCCGACCCUCUGGCCCCCACGCACCAUCGUCAGCCGUCGUCGCCCACCAAGACGCGCAGCAUAUCACUCGACAAGCGGCAACCUGCACAAAAUCCCCUUGCAUCGCCCUACGUCUACAGAGACCCGGCUUACGGCGUGCCAUCGUACCCGCCACACCAACCAGGGGUCGCUGGUGUGUCGCGAUUUGCACAACCAGGCUCGCCGUACCCGUCGCGCCAACAGCCCCCACCUUAUUAUUAUUCUUCGCCCUACCAUCAGCAAUCGUACCAGUUUCCGGCGUCGAAGCCGCAGGAGUCUGUGCUUCCGCCGCUCAGGCCUCUGGAACCGGAUGAUAAGUCGAAAAGCAAAUUCCUUAUCAACACUCCUAGAAACCCUCCCAAGUGA